Messenger RNA from Python bivittatus (Burmese python), 847 nucleotides. NCBI's taxonomy places the organism in Eukaryota, Metazoa, Chordata, Lepidosauria, Squamata, Pythonidae. The record is from RefSeq and is a predicted model, not a curated record.
UGCCCGGCCAGUGGUUCAACCUCACUUAGCUGCUUUCUGUCUCCUCAGCUUGGCGGGCUGCAGUUUGACAAAGAACUGAGGUCCCUGAUAGCCUACCUCACUACAAUCACCACCUGGACCAUCCGUGACAAAUUUGCUCGGCUCUCCCAGAUGGCAACCAUUCUCAAUCUGGAAAGGGUAACGGAGAUCUUGGAUUACUGGGGACCAAAUUCAGGCCCGCUGACGUGGUGUCUUACGCCAGCAGAGGUCCGCCAAGUGCUGGCUCUCCGGAUGGAUUUCCGUAGUGAAGACAUCAAACGGCUGCGCCUGUAGCCAUUGGAGCUUUUUAAUUUGUCGCCUCUUCCUGUGACUGGUGGCUGCUAAGCAGGAUGGAAGCUGAGCCACUUGCUGAUUUAGGGAAAAUGUAAAGCUGUUCUGCUGAAAACUGGAGUUAGGAAAAUUUUCCUCUCCAGCAAACAUUAAGGAGCUCGGCUAGAUUUGUGCCUCCUUACUUACCUGCCUUGCACGUGAGCGUUGUGUGUCUCCCAACACAUAGCUCGGCAGAAACCCAGCAUCCUGGGCUCAGGAGGGGCUAUCAGUUCAGCCCCCUGCUCAUGGCAGGCACCCAGAUGAAGGCAUCCCUGGCAGACAGUCCAGCACACGAUCGGCCCUCUGGCACAGGGCUUCCACUUGUGGCUGCUCUUGUGUCAGGAAGCUUAGUCUGACCUUCAGCUGGAGCUGCCUCCGGGCUGCCUGAUCCUGAAGUCUCUAACGGGUGCUGGUACUUAAGAGGUGGAGACUAGCAUGGAGAUGGCUGAAUUAGCUGACAGACCCAAGGAAUUUAUAAUAAAAACUGCUAAUACUGUAA